Molecule: messenger RNA, 564 nt
Organism: Eufriesea mexicana
Lineage: Eukaryota; Metazoa; Arthropoda; Insecta; Hymenoptera; Apidae
Exons: 4
Coding region: 1-564 (187 amino acids)
Source: RefSeq, a predicted model, not a curated record
AUGCCGGGCAUCCGAGGUCUUUUCUUCGCCCUCGCGUGCCUCCAUUUCCUCGCCAUCUGCGCCGCGGACACCGCCAUCGACGCACCCAGGUCCCUGUCCAGGAAGAAGAGGUACCUGAUCUUCCCCGAGGGCAGCAAUCUGCAGUUGGUCUUCUGUCUGACGGUGGGAACCUAUGCCAAGGAGAACGACGCUGUGAUGGGACUGACGGCGGCCCUGGCCUGGGAGCUGCCGAGCAAAGUAGACUCGAAGAUAUCGGAGUUGCUCCAUCGAAGGAGCAGAAGCGUCGUGUUCCCGAAAAUAGAGGCUUUGCUGCAAUCAACGGGUCUGGAUGGACGAGCUUGCGUGAUGAAAGCACUCUGCGAGACUGCUCGGAGAGACCCCUCGGAUCUUGGCAAGGGGACCCUGGUCCAGGAAUUGCUACACGCCAUUUUUACACUGCCCAGGGACGGCGGGCGUUUCGAGCGAUCGGAGGAUCAAGCUUACGAGCACGCGUACGGGAGCGGGGAGAAUUGCGGCCAGCUCUAUCCGACCUGCCGCCACUCCAUUUACGAGCUCGAGUUCUGA